AUGCCCACCAAUCUCUCCAUCCUCGUCUUCGUCGCCUCGCCACUCGAUUACGCCAGAUACAGGCACACGGCGCUAUACUUUGAAUUCGACUCUCCAGAAACGCAAUAUGCAAAUGCGAAGAAUCAGCAUACACAGCCGGAACCACAAGAGAAAGACUAUAUCAAAUCGUCUAUGAUGGAGGUGAUAGGGUCGCCGGGAUUCAUGAGUUUCUUUGAGCGUAAGAAUUGGGGAGUACCGGUCUCGUCUGCAAAUCUGGCUCGCGUGGUACCCGUGUCUAGACUCCCGGAUACAAUACCCAUCUCGCGGCUCAGGUCUACGGUCUCUGAAACGAGUAUACUGGAUGGAGACGGGGACACGGAUUGGAAUAGUCAGAACUGGGUUGGUGAUGCGUUAAGUCGACUUGUGACAUGUGGGUAUUUGGAUGCGGGGGCACGGGAUCGUGGGCUGGAUGCGAUGGUCGAUGCGGUUAUGGAGGCGGAGGAUGAGGAGGUUUCUGUUGUUGCGGCGUCACACUGA
This is a messenger RNA of Penicillium verhagenii, 516 nucleotides long. RefSeq lists its product as uncharacterized. The transcript is spliced from 2 exons. The record is from RefSeq and is a predicted model, not a curated record. Lineage: Eukaryota; Fungi; Ascomycota; Eurotiomycetes; Eurotiales; Aspergillaceae. The coding region runs from base 1 to 516 and encodes 171 amino acids.